CCUUUUACUACUGUACUCUCUCUCUCUCUCUCUCUCUCUCUCUCCAAAACGCCCGAUUCGAUUCUCUCUCAUUAUGACUCCCGCCACUCUCUUCCAUCCCUUUCGCACUCUUUAAAACCCUAAUCCUUCUCUAACUAUACACCCUCAGCGAUUUCACGUAAGGAUCAGAGAAACCCUCGCCUCUGAUUGAAAUCCCAUCAGCAUUCUCUCCCUCUCUCGUCUCUCAAUUUUCGAAUCCCUUCUUUCUAACCCUAAGAUGCUGAUUUCUAGGGUUUCUAACUGUUCGUUUCUUUAUCGUUUUAGAUGAUUUGAUUGAUGGAUCUGUUCGUUUUCUGGGUGUUUCUGCAGGAAAGGAGGAGGAACGAGGGCUUGGAUUUAUGUCCCUCAAUCAAUCCAGGGCUGAGAAGAGUGAAGCACAGUUGAGGAAACCUGGUCGAUCUGGGAGCUCUUCUCACCAAAGGAGUUUCGUGGGCGGCGGCGGGAAGGGCGGUGGUGUGACCGCCCCUCCAGUUUCUUCUUCACCUUCGCCGUCCUCGUUGACAAACAGAAGCUUUAAGAAGUCUAGUAAUGGGCAAGGAGGGCAGUCUAGGGCGGGGUCCACAACCGCUAAUUCUGAAUCAAGCAUUGUUGUUGCUGCUUCACGCACCGUGCAGAAUGGUGCACAUGUUCAAUCCCAAUUCCACGGAGCAUCAGAUGCUCCAGUGUUGGGAGUCACCAAGCCCGUUGAUUCGGCGGUUCUGAAAGGUUCCCGAGUCCUUCCAAGGGCCCCAUCUUCUCAAUUCACCACUGGAGCUUUGAAUUCCACAGCAGUGCCAGCCACACCAUCAAAAGGUGAUGUGCCCAGGCCAUUUCUUCAAUUUGGAAGCAUAAGUCCUGGAUUUAUGAAUGGGAUGCAGAUACCUGCUAGGACUACCUCUGCUCCACCAAAUUUGGAUGAGCAGAAACGUGACCAGGCUCGUCAUGAUUCUUUUGUAGCUGUCCCCACAUUGCCAAUCCCUUCUUCUCCUAUGCAGCCACAACAGAUGAAGGAUGUUAGUAGCAUUAAGCAAUCUAACACUGCAGUGUCUCAUCCACCAACACAGCCAAGGAGGGAUGUACAUGUCCAAAUUCCAGCCCCUCCUGCCACCUCAGCACCAAAAUCUUCUGUUCUUCCUAUGACCGGAGUGUCUAUGCCCAUGCCUUUUCAGCAGCCACAAGUUCCUUUACAAUUUGGUGGCCCUAGCCCACAGAUUCAGUCACAGGGCAUCACAGCCAGUUCACUGCAAAUGCCAUUGCCAUUACCCAUGGGAAAUGCCUCCCAGGUUCAGCAGCAGGUUUUUGUUCCGAACCUCCAAUCUCAUCAGCUGCAGCCACAGGGGAUGAUGCAUCAGGGACAAAACCUGGGUUUUGCACAUCAAUUGGGUCAUCAACUGGCACCUCAGUUGGGCAACCUGGGAGUUGGAGUGGCCUCACAAUUUGGCCAACCACAGGCUGGAAAAUUUGGUGGUCCCCGCAGAACUGUCAAGAUAACUCAUCCUGAGACUCAUGAAGAGUUGAGGCUUGAUGAUAAAAGAACGGAAACAUACAUGGAUGCCAGUUCCACAGGGCCAAGGUCUCAUUCUAACAUUCCUCCACAGUCCCAGCCCAUUUCAUCAUUCUCACCUGCUCAUUCAAUGAACUACUAUUCACCUAUAGGUCCUAUACAACCCAAUUCUUAUAACCCUCCUAUCUUCUUUUCGGCUCCAACAUCUCUUCCUCUGACAAGCACCCAGAUGACUCCUGCCACCUCAGCAUCGAGAUAUAACUACCCAGUUGGCCAGGGUGGGCAAACUCUAUCUUUUAUGAACCCUUCUGCUCUCAACCCCUUGCCUAUUAGUAAGGCUGGCCCUCAGAUGCAUGGAAUUUCUGAAGCUGCAAACUCGGAGCACGCUCGUGAUGGUCAUGCCAGACCGGUUUCUGCCCAAGCAGCUUCAGUUCGCGUGACGAUCAAGCCAGCUGUUGGUUCUCUUGCAGAAAAAGCUGGGACCACAUCAGUGGCAGUGAGCUCACAUGCUAGCAAGGGUGACCCACCUAAAUCAUUGAGACAACUCAGUGAAGUCAGUGUCUCUCAUCAGCAACGGAGCAGUGACAUUGGUUCAGAAAGUAAUACUCAACAGCCAAAGCCUCUUGCUGAAUCAUCAGAUGCCAUUGCAUUGCAUGCGACAGCUAAACAUUCUACUCCCACAUCUGCUGCGGUUUUGAUACCUUCGCAGCCUCCUAGUACUUCUACACCAGUUCCUGUCACACCCGCUGAGGAUUCUGCAUCUGCCACGACAAAUGCAGAAGGCAGGAGAAGAGAAACUAUUAGAAGGUCUGACUCUUUAAAGGAUCAGCAGAAAAGGGCUGGCAAAAAGGAGCAACGGCACUCCCAGCAACAGCAUCAGGCAGAUGUCUCUGAUUCUACAGGCAGUUUGAAGUCAUCUUCAGUAAAAAUAUCGAAGGAUAGUAGUUCCUCGGACCUAAAUUCUAGCCAAGGUUCCAAGAAUACUGAUAUUGUUCAAACUCCUUCAGAGGUGGUUGGAGCAUCCUCUGCUUCAUCAGCCCUUCCUUCUCCAAGUUUAGUGCAUGGUGUUUCCUCAUGUGAAGGAAUGUCUGAAACUGAAGAAGGUAAAGCAAUCCCUUUGACUUCAGAAACCUCUAAAGAUAUACUGGCGGCUGCCACAGAAGUACCAGAAGAUGUUCAUAUGGGUAAUUAUUAUUCAUCCAAAACAGUGACUGAUGGUGUUGAAGUUGGGGAGGGAGGUCCCUGUGAGCCAUCAAACCCUUCUAGUCCUGAACUGGAUGUGACUGCACCAGAAAAUUUGGAUUCAGCUCAUCACAUGAAGCAAAUUGAUUGUUCUCCACCAGAGGUUGGAUUGAAACAAGAAAUCACUGGAACAGUGAUUCAUACAGGAUCUACCAUUUCAGAAUCCUCUGAAGGUGGCUGGCGGACGGAGUUAGUAUCACAAAAAGAGGCAGCAGGAGACAAUGUACUUGGAACAAAUGCCGUUGGUGAGUUGAGCUGUAUAAAAACUGAACAGAAGGAUAUAAAUCUGGAAGCUGAGGGCUGUAGCUUGGAUGUUGACAGGAUGGUAGAUAACAUAGUCACAUCUGCUACUACAUCAUCUGGCCCUAUCGAUGCUGAAAGUGCCCCCUCUAGUCGUAUUUCAUCUACAGAUGGUCACGGAGAUAAAUCAUCUGGAGAUCCCUCUGAAAUGAAAAGUGAAAAAAGCAUAGCUAGUCAAGAGGUGGUGGUGACAGAUUCUGGUUUAUCACAUCAGGAGACUGCCCCUGUUCUGUCUUCACUUCCAUUGGAAAUGACUGCAAAGCUCGAAGGCAGAGGCACAGAGAGUACCAGCAGUAGUCAAGUUUCUACUUCAUUGUCAGGAUCAAAGGACAGGAUAUCCUCUUCAGAACAGAAUAGGACAAAGAGUACCGCUGGAAAGAAGAAAAAGAGAAGGGAAAUUCUUUUGAAAGCAGAUCUUGCAGGGACAACUGCUGAUCUUUACAUGGCAUAUAAGGGUCCCGAGGAGAAGCAAGAGACUCCUCUUAGUUCAGAAAAUAUGGAUAGUUCUGCUGGUGACGCAAAGCAGGAAUCUGCAGGUGAUGCUGAGAAAGAUGUUGUAGCAACUGAGGAUGAUGGACAUAGUAAAUCUGAACUAGAUGAUUGGGAAGAUGCAGUAGAUGUAUCUACUCCAAAACUGAAAGCAUCAGAAAAUGGGGAACAGGUUCACGGUGCCAGGAAGCACACUGAUGGAUAUGGAAGUGAAGCAUCUGGUAAAAAGAAGUACUCUAGAGAUUUCCUCUUCACCUUUCAAGAGCAAUGCACUGAUCUUCCGGCAGGUUUUGAGAUCGGAUCCGAUGUAGUGGAUGCCCUAAUGAGUGGUCCAGUAGCUAUCUCCCAUCUUGUUGACCGAGAGUCUUAUCCAAAUUCUGGAAGGAUUGUAGACAGGCCAACUGGGGGAUCUCGCGUUGAUCGCCGCGGGGGUGGUCUUGUUGAUGGCGACAAAUGGAGCAAAGCACCUGGUCCUUUUGCUGCUGGACACGACCCUCGUCUGGAUCUUGGUCAUGGAGGUGUGGCUGUAAAUUUUCGGCCUGGACAAGGAGGCAAUCAUGGGGUGCUAAGGAAUCCACGCGGACAGCCAGGUCAAUAUAUAGGCGGGAUUCUCUUGGGGCCAAUGCAGUCACUGGCAUCUCCAGGAGGCAUGCUACGGAAUAGCCCUGAUGCUGACAGGUGGCAACGUGCUACUGGUACUCAGAAGGGCUUGAUUCCUUCUCCUCAGACUCCUUUACAGGCAAUGCACAAAGCCGAGAAGAAGUAUGAAGUGGGUAAAGUGUCUGACAAUGAAGAAGCCAAACAAAGACAAUUGAAAGCGAUUCUCAACAAGCUAACCCCUCAAAACUUUGAGAAACUUUUUGAGCAGGUCAAAGCUGUCAACAUUGACAAUGUGGUCACUCUUACUGGUGUCAUAUCACAGAUUUUUGACAAAGCACUGACGGAACCAACUUUCUGUGAAAUGUAUGCAAACUUCUGCUACCAUCUCGCUGGUGAGUUGCCCGAUUUCAAUGAGGACAAUGAGAAGAUCACUUUCAAAAGAUUGCUUUUGAACAAGUGCCAGGAGGAGUUUGAGAGGGGGGAGAGAGAACAAGCUGAAGCUAACAGGGUUGAGGAAGGUGAGAUUAAACAGUCUAAAGAGCAAAGAGAGGAGAAGAAAGUCCAGGCACGGAGACGGAUGCUCGGAAACAUUCGUUUGAUUGGUGAGUUGUACAAAAAGAAAAUGUUGACUGAGAGAAUCAUGCAUGAAUGCAUUCAGAAACUAUUGGGUCAGAAUCAGAAUCCAGAUGAGGAAGAUGUUGAAGCUCUAUGCAAGUUGAUGAGCACAAUUGGGGAGAUGAUAGAUCAUCCCAAAGCCAAGGAACAUAUGGAUGCAUAUUUUGUGGUGAUGCGGAAUUUGUCAAACAACCAGAAUAUGUCCUCUAGGGUGAGAUUCAUGUUGAAGGAUUCAAUUGAUCUGAGGAAGAAUAGAUGGCAACAAAGGAGGAAAGUGGAAGGGCCAAAAAAGAUAGAGGACGUUCACAGGGAUGCAGCUCAAGAACGACAAGCACAAGCAAGUAGAUUGUCUCGUGGGUCCGGCUUUAGUUCUUCAGCAAGGAGGGGACAACCUAUUGACUAUAAUCAGCGAGGGCCCACGAUGCUAUCUUCUCCAAGCACCCAGCAGACAGGUGGACUCCGUGGCUUGCCACCUCAGGCUCGUGGAUAUGGCAAUCAAGAUGUUCGGUCUGAGGAUAGACAUCCUCUUGAAAGCAGGGCAUUGUCUGUCCCCUUGCCACAGAGACCCGAUGAUGAUUUUAUUACUCUCGGUCCUCAAGGUGGUCUUGCUAGGGGGAUGUCCAUCAGAGGACAGCCAUUGAUGUCAAAUGCUCCCUUGGCUGAUGUUUCGUCUAAUGCUGGAGAACCUAGAAGAAUGGCAUUGGGUCCAAAUGGUUAUGGUCCUGCAUCAGAUUGGACACCACAUAACUCACGAGAGGAACUUGCGCCAAGAUACAUCACAGAUAGGUUUAUGGCAGCACCUGCUUAUGACCAAUCAAAUUCCCUAGGGCACAACAUAUCUAUUGGGAACAGGGAUAUUAGGAAUGCAGAUCAUCCUUUUGAUAGAUCCACAGCUACCUCACCUGCCACAGGCCGUGCACAGGUGUCUUCAGCUGCAACCCCACAAAGUGUUCCUUCUGAUUCUACAGUGCCUGAAGAACGCUUGCGAGACAUGUCUAUUGCAGCGAUACGGGAAUUCUAUAGUGCAAGAAAUGAGGAAGAGGUUCGCCUAUGCAUCAAGGACUUGAAGACCCCUAGUUUCUAUCCAGAUAUGGUAAUGCUCUGGGUGACGGAUUCUUUUGACAGGAAGAAUGAGGUUGACCGGGAACUUUUGGCUAAGCUGCUAGUUAACCUAUCCAAGUCUGGAGAAAGAUUGCUGAGUCAAGUACAGCUCAUUAAAGGGUUUGAGUCUGUGCUCUCUACCUUGGAGGACGCUAUUACUGAUUCCCCAAAAGCUGCAGAGUAUCUUGGCCGCAUCCUUGGAAAAGUCAUCUCUGAAGACAUACUUCCUUUGAGAGAGAUUGGACAAUUAAUACACAAUGGAGGUGAUGAGCCAGGGAGCCUUCUAGAGAGUGGGCUGGCUGCAGAUGUUCUUGUUAGCAUUUUGGAUAUCAUUAGAAAAGAAAAAGGUGAUUCUGUAUUACAUGAGAUCCGGACAAGCUCCAAUCUACUGUUGGAGAAUUUUCGACCUCCGGAUCCCAUCAAAUCAAGUAAGUUAGAUGCAUUUAUUUAGAGGACAUGCUAUGUAUUGGGGGUACAGAAAUCAUGCCUAGAUCUUUCUCACUUCAUCCUGCGGAAAAUAUUUUCUUGUUCAAGGCUCCAUAUCUUAUUAUUUAUUCGAUAGUUCACCAAAA
This is a messenger RNA of Magnolia sinica, 6441 nucleotides long. RefSeq names its product eukaryotic translation initiation factor 4G-like. The transcript is spliced from 9 exons. Gene Ontology annotation, molecular function: translation initiation factor activity; mRNA binding; protein binding. The coding region runs from base 378 to 6320 and encodes 1980 amino acids. Lineage: Eukaryota; Viridiplantae; Streptophyta; Magnoliopsida; Magnoliales; Magnoliaceae. Gene Ontology annotation, cellular component: eukaryotic translation initiation factor 4F complex. The record is from RefSeq and is a predicted model, not a curated record.